Trichoderma gamsii is the source of this 420-nucleotide messenger RNA. RefSeq lists its product as hypothetical. The transcript is spliced from 2 exons. Gene Ontology annotation, biological process: 2-oxoglutarate metabolic process. The record is from RefSeq and is a predicted model, not a curated record. The coding region runs from base 1 to 420 and encodes 139 amino acids. Lineage: Eukaryota; Fungi; Ascomycota; Sordariomycetes; Hypocreales; Hypocreaceae.
AUGUAUGCCACAAGAGUUCUUCGACAGGCUGCGGUCCACGCCGAGCGCACGCCUCUAAUUCGAUUCCUUGGACCUCGAUCCAUCCCUUCUUCAAUCGACCACACUCCCCAGCCUCACCCUGCCUCCCCCUCAGGCAAGCUCCCCGAGGACUUUUCGGCCUACGGCCGCGGUGAUGCUGCUUCCACCCACUCUUCCUUCGGCGCCUACCGUGACCACGCUCAACAGCACGGUCCUCUCCAGAGGACCAUUGGCUCUGACGCUGGCAUUGGCGGCUCCUCUGGCUACAAGCUGGGCUCUGUCCUGGCCCCCAAGGGCGUUGCUUUCGACGUCUCCGAGCUCCCUGCCCGCUUCCGCCGCCAGCCUAUCGACCUGAGCGAAAUUGAGGCCAUCGAGUCUGGCGGCGCUGCCAUCCUUGGUUAA